Vanrija pseudolonga is the source of this 4060-nucleotide messenger RNA. It is a transcript of the gene MDE1, whose product is annotated as Methylthioribulose-1-phosphate dehydratase. Gene Ontology annotation, molecular function: methylthioribulose 1-phosphate dehydratase activity; metal ion binding. Gene Ontology annotation, cellular component: cytoplasm. The transcript is spliced from 11 exons. Bases 1038 to 4031 code for a protein of 997 amino acids. Lineage: Eukaryota; Fungi; Basidiomycota; Tremellomycetes; Trichosporonales; Trichosporonaceae. The record is from RefSeq and is a predicted model, not a curated record.
CCUCCUACUACCGGAAGUUCCUCUCUUAUCCGCCCUGUCGUGUCGUCUCAGUCGGCUGCUGCUGGUCCUGCUGCUCGACAUUGCUCUCUCUCUCUCUCUUCCUCUGUCUCUCGCUAGCUGGGAUCUGUCUCGCAUCCCCUCCUUGCUCUGUACUUCAUCCCGGUCGCAGCAAGCACGUCACCCCGCUGCCCAUCACUGCAAGCCCAUCCAUCGCCCGUCACGACUCUUACAGUUGCACCACUACCACUGUUGCAUCAUCACAAUCAUCAGCCAUCCAGCAGCACCCACACGCACCCAUACGCAUCAUCAUCCACACGACAGCACAACUACCUCCCUCCGCGCGCGGCAUUCAACGCUUCCACCAGCUCGCCCCGACCGAGCUACUCGCCAAGUACACGUCCCAACCCACCGACCAACCCACUGGCGGACCGACCUCCGUCCCGAUCUUGAACCACUCUCACCCUGCAACUUGGACCGGGCAUCUUUCGAGACUGUUGUAUCCCCUCCCCUCCCCGCGUCACUGCCCGCCCCCCGCAACCGCAACGCAUCCAUAACAUAAACUCCCCAUCGCGACCUGGCCCAAACUUUGUUUUGCGAUAGAACGCCGCGUUCCCGGCACCCCCCGCCUUCGCUUGGAAUCUCAACGACAUUGGUUGACAAAGACGAGAUCUGUCCUGGCAUUCUGGAUAAACCACCGGCCAGUCGCCCACCCACCUGGCAGAACGGACGGCGGCCAUUACACCACCACACCACACACCACACACGUCGAGUCAAGCCAGCCAGCCAGCCAGCCAAGGGGUUGUUGCACCGCGCCGCUCCACUCGACUUGCAAUCAACCGCGGGUCGUGUUCGCGAUAGUUUGUUUCUGCUUUGCUCACUACAACAACAACAACUAAACAUCAGCAACACGCGUAUCACUCGCGAUCCUCAGCAUUCCAGACGGCGAUAGACGCCGCAGCUUCUACCAGCCCAGAACAAUCCCACCUCCCCGCCAUCCACUGCCCCCUCCUCCGCGUCACCGACCAGCCCCCGCCACCAUGGCGGCGUUCACACCACCGCGCAAGCAUUCGCUGCACUACAUCCUCUCACCACCAGAAGCCAGACCUAGGCACACCGACACGGCGGUCAAAACAGAGUACAUCGAAGAUCGCCUCCCAGACGCACCAGACGUGCCCGGCGUCAAGCGGCCCGCUGUGCCGUCGAGCCCACCAUCUCGGGCCCAGGAUCACGCCUCUGGAUCGCGUCACUACCACCCAGCACUAGACGCCCUGCCUGCAUCCAUCCUCUCGCUCAUUGCAUAUCAUGUCGUCGUGGACGGCAGAGGACGAGCCGGACGCCCAGCCCGACUCUUACCCCUCCUCCACACGUCCCGGUCGAUCAACGCCGCCCUAAACUUUGACGCCAACCCGCAAUUAUACAAUUGGCUCUUCCGCGCGACAUUCGACCUUGGCGCACUUCUCCGACGAACCCAGUGGAUGUUUGACGUCAAGACCGACGUUCCCGGGACAUCACGCAAAACCGAGCUCUUUGGCGACCCAAGAUCAUGGGCCUACGAGUACCGCGACCGAUGGGAACUUCGAAAGCGAAUGCGGAUUUGUGUCGACAACCAAACCGUUAAUGUCCCCGGCAUCAGCAGCAUCCGGCAUCUUGAGCGCGACUUCUUUGCGCUCUGGUUCCUCUGGACUGAGAAUGACCAAAAGAACCUCGUUUUCCUGACAGAGGAAUGCCGCUUCCAAGACUGGAUCAUGGUCUACUACCGCGAUGACAUGCUCAAGGACUCGCUUCACCCGGGCUUCCCAAUCGAUUCGCCUACAAAGGCCCUCGGCAUUUGGACAGCAUUGUUGUCAGGAACAGAUCUCUUUGCAGAGCGUUCGGCGACCGAGGUGGACGAGAAGAUCUACAUGCUUCGACCCUACGUCUUUGGCUGCCCAAAGUACGAAAUGCUCUACGCGCCAUGGCAGCACCGGCGACUGCCUCUAUGUGCAAAGGACUGCACCGAUCACGGGUCAAUGACGACGUAUAGCGCGCCAUACGCUCGCUUCGGCCACCAGCACACGCGGGCACCGCCAUUCUUUAUUCUCGGGUCGUACCUCCUGUUCCUGCGCUUGGUCGAGAGACACCCUGGCCGCAUCGGGAUCAAGCCGGGAUCAACAUGGUUUGUCGCCCCAGCAGACAGUCGCAAGAGCAGCCCGAGGCCAGGAAGUGCCGCGGGAAGUGUGCACAAUGGCUAUUCCAACGGAAACACGUAUGACCCCGGCCUCUUCAGCAAGACGCACCUCAUGCCGUCCAUCUACCAUGACAACGAGUGGCAGCGCAACACGACCUGCCAGGACGCUCACACGUCGGCUGGUCUCCCACCGCUCACUUUCCUGGGCAAGCUGGAAGGCUACUGGCGCGGUAACCUUCUCUUCUUCGACUUCCAGUCGUACCGCCAGAUGCUGGAUGAGGGUGUGACGCCGCUCUACACUGGAACCUUUGCGACACACGCCAUUGAAAUGGAGAUCCAUGAGACGGUCAUUCGCGUGCGCAACGAGGACGUCGGCGGCGAGGGCCCAUUGUUGUUUGCCGGGUUCAAGGACGAAGACAGCGACGAGGAGGUGGAGAAGGUCGCGGCCGGGUAUGGCCACCAGGUGUUGACUGGAGACGAGGUUACCGCUCCAGAGGCGCCAGGAUGGACAAAGGAGAUUCUCAUUUCUGGCUUUACCCGCUCGAGUUGGGGAAUCUCGCGAGUGCGUGGUCGCGUUCGCGCCUGGGACGGCCUCGUCACGCUCUCGCUUGGUGCUAGCCAACCGUAUCCCAUGGGCCGUUGGGUAUGGAGAGGCUACAUUCACACUGGUGGCUACUUCAUCGGACGCUGGCGGGACACGUACACGCCAGAGGACCAGACGGGAUAUGAAGGGCCGCUUGGCUUCAUUCGCGCCGGCGACCUCUUCUACCCCGACCACUUCCCGACGUCGAUGGCGACGAGCGCGGGUACAAGCAAGCUCGAGCUUUCCGACAAUGUCGCGCCAAACCCUGCCCCCGGAGGACGGGACCCGUUCCGUGCCCGCUCAGCGUCGCAACGUGCAGGUAGCGGCUCGAGCGACGAUCCGAUGGACGGCUCGCGGCCUGGACCGAAGCGCAAGACGACAAUGGAGAAGGUGAUGGAUGACAUCGCGUGUGCCACCAACAAUGCCGUGCCUGAAUAUUCGCAAUCGCAAAAGUCAAAGUGGAGGGGCUACUCGACGACUCUCUCAUCCUCCCUCCUCACACACAUCGCCACGAGAACAAUGUCGGCCAUCAACCUGGAAGAGUACGGCAAGGUGGUGCCGCUGAGCGCCGACGCCGAGCGGCUGGUCAAGUCGGACGACCCGGAGCACCCAGCAAACCUCAUCCCUGAGCUGUGCCGCGAGUUCUACAAGCUCGGCUGGGUCACGGGCACGGGCGGCGGCAUCAGCAUGCGCCGCGGCCCGCUCGUGUACCUCGCCCCCUCGGGCGUGCAGAAGGAGCGUAUUCUCCCCGAGCACAUGUUUGUCCUGCCGUUCGCGCAGAGCAGUGUGCCCAAGCCUGGUAGCACGCGCGACUUUGUGCGCGUGCCUAGCAAGAAGGGCCUCUCCGAGUCCCAGUGCACCCCUCUCUUCUGGAACGCCUUCACGGCGCGCGACGCCCAGUCGUGCAUCCACACGCACUCGCAGCACGCCGUCAUGCUCACGCUGCUCCUCGGCAAGGGCGCCAAGAGCUUCCGCAUCUCGCACCAGGAGAUGAUCAAGGGCGUGCGUCUCGGCGGCGUGGGCAAGACGCUCGCGUUCUUCAACACGCUCGAGGUGCCCAUCAUCGAGAACACUGCGCGCGAGGAGGACCUGACGGAGAGCAUGGCGCAGGCCAUGGCCGACUACCCCGACGCCGCGGCCAUCCUCGUGCGCCGCCACGGCGUCUACGUCUGGGGCCCGACCUGGGAGUCCGCCAAGACGCAGGCCGAGUGCCUCGACUACCUGUUCGAGAUUGCCGUCAAGAUGCUCCAGGCGGGGCUUCCCCUCGAGGGCGACAACUAGAGGAAGCGAGGGUUGAUGUGGGCGCGGGA